AUGUCUUUCAAACGUCUCAAUGUGCAAAAAGCCUUUGUUUUAGCUUCCUUGCUCCUGGCAUCUGGGGUCUCAGCAGCUGCUAUCCCCGCGAGCAUUCCUGAUCCGGCAUCGGUCUCUGUGGCGCCAACAAACACGCAAGUCCCUGCCGGUCAAGGGGAUGUCAGUCCAGCCCCCAUCCCUUACGAAGGUGUUCCAGACUGUCAGUCUUGCCGUGAAGACGAAUACAAUGAACAGAUCACCGACGAAUCUGCAAAGCAGAUGAAACGAGAGAGCGACACUAUCGCAGCAAGAACUGAUUCUAAAAAGCUUACUCCCGAGGAGCAAAAGGCCGAGGAGGAAAAAGCCAAGAAGAUACAAAAAGAAGCUCUCGAAAAGUGUCAUGGGGCCGGGGCCUGCGAGAUACUUUAUAUCUUACAGCAUUUAGGGUAG
Molecule: messenger RNA, 429 nt
Organism: Aspergillus vadensis CBS 113365
Lineage: Eukaryota; Fungi; Ascomycota; Eurotiomycetes; Eurotiales; Aspergillaceae
Exons: 3
Coding region: 1-429 (142 amino acids)
Source: RefSeq, a predicted model, not a curated record